AUGGCGUUCUACCGCGCUGCCGCCCAGCCAUAUGAAGAGCAGCAGUCUCAGGGUAGCACCGAACCGCCACCGCCUGAUGCCCUGAAGGCUUUUUAUCAGGACAUGGAGAGGAAGGAAAUGGAGCGCAGGGCAUCGAGGCGCAAUACCAGUACCGGGACUUCAAUUUGGUCCCGCAAGUCGGUUAAGCGAUCAACACAACCCUCUUCCCAACCACGACAACCGCAGGCUUCUUCGCAGUCUCCCGUCUCCGAAAAAGAAAUUUCGAGCAGGAAUGAAGACGAAAGGGAGAUGGAAAAAUUAGAGCAAGGGGAGCAACCCGACAACCUACCAGCUCUUGCCAACACUCGUUCCAUCAUCCCAGAUCCCCUAAAGGACCUCCCUGCCUGGUAUUUGAAGGACGAGCUUGCCUCUAAUUCCGUAGCUCUCUACAAAAUGCGUUUUAAUAUCCAUAAUCCAGUCGGCCCACGACGCUACUACAACCAUCAUCUCAUCCCGCCGUCUCAAAAGUCAGCUUCCCGGCCACCAUCCAUUUUCUCGCCCUCAUUCCCACCCAUGGCUACCUCUUCCGUGCCAGAGCAGUCUGAAGAGUCCAUGCGAAUGCCUGGCCCCAGUCGCACGCCCUCCAAUUCACCCCUUCCUACCCCCAGUUCGUCACAGGUUCGCGUUGGCGAUAUCGGUGGUAAGCCUAGGUCGCGAAAAACGUCCCAGACCGCUCACGACAAUGUUGAUCUCCUUGACGUUACGGAUCCUUGGGGGACUAAUUGGCACCACGAGUCGCCAUAUGAUGUAGGCCUCAACAAUGGCUCGGUCUCUGUUGAGGCACAGGAGGGCCGUACCCGACACACAAGUCUGACAAACCGUGACAAUCGGAGGCGCACUGUAACACCAUCGCCGCUUUCUCAAUCAACCUCCGCUGUGCACCUCCAGCCACCAGAUGCCGGCGGGGCUCACUUACCUCGCAAGCUCAGCAAACGCAGGGCACCCACAUUUGGCGGCUUUUUCGGGCAUUCAGAUUCUAAGAAAGACCGCAAUGCAAUAUCCCUGCCGUCAACGCCACUAGAUGAGCCGCCAUCUGCUCGUUCAUCCAUAGUUUAUCCACCUCCUACUCCGAAGCGGAUGUCUACCGUUCCCGCAGCACCCCCUUCGGCCUUUAAGCCAGCUUCGUUGGCGUCAAAGAAGGAUCGACGUGGUAGCGCGUUGGGCCGUCUAGUUAAGAGAUUUUCCGUUUUGAAAAGGCCAACAACGGCGAAUUCCUUGGAUAGCAGUUGGCAUCAUGUUGAGGCAGAGGAGAAGGCCGAGAAGCGAUCAUCUAUGGUGGUAGCGCGUCAGCCUUCGCCGGAGAAAGUCCCUAAACGAGUACCUCCUCCAUCUGCCGAACCCGUCAUCCCUCCUCCAUCUGUAGAUGUUCCAAAGGAGCGACCGAAGGAAGAUCGCGAGUCCGUAGAUUCUAUAGACCCGCCUUAUUCCACAAUGGGCAAACUGACUGUCGCUAACCCUGAUGCGCCGAGUUCUGGUAGCACCACACCCCAUCAACGGACUAUUUCCUUACCGCCGGAAAGGCGUGACCCUUCUUCCUCUGACCCUUCUUUACAGCCGAAGCAGGUUUCCCGGCCGGCGCAGGUGCCUACUGCACAAGCUACUAUAUCCCCUACAACGCAGGCUUUGUCCUCCCAAGCUGUCCAGGGUUCUUCGUCUCUCGCUGUACCAGGUUCUUCGUCGUCACCGAUUCAGGGUUCAUCGUCACCGGUACCGGCGUCGUCGAUGCAGGUAUUCUCAGAAAGUAUGCAACCAGAGGUACGGUCGUUUGACAAGCCAUCUGAGAAGCUUCAAACACCCACUCCUAUACCCGUAGCUUCAAGUAGUCGCGCUAGACGAUCGUCUGCCGAUGUAAAGCGUUCCCCUACCAGUGCUCCGGAGGUGUCGGCUCCGACCGCACUCGCGAGCCAUAGUAGGAGACGAUCGAAUGACGCGAAGCCUAAAGCGAAUGGUUUUCCCGUGACUCAGCCAACAACAUCCGGAGCGCCAAGUUCAGACACUAGAAGAACGUCGCGGUCGCCAGAAAAGAAACCUGUUCCUCCUGUUUUACCCCAGUCUCAUCAGAUUCCACAAACGAGCAUGCAUAUCUAUCCUGCAAUGAUUUCUACUUAUCCUCAUGAAUUCGAUAAUUCUCCCAUGUCUGCGUCAUCUAUUCUAGUCAAUCCUCCGACACCACACACUCAUUCUCACCUACACAUGGCCUCUCCGGCCCCAAGCAGCAUUCCGCCUUCCUUGCCGCCAAAACCCUCUGCGGAAGCUAAACAUCGAGAAUCAUCUCCCAGUGUCAACUCUGUGACUAGCAAGCAGACAGAGACAUUUAAACUCGUUCGUAGCAUGUCUGGAAAUGUCUAUUCUUCUAGUGAAACUAUUCGAGCGGCUGGCCAGCAGUGGGAAGUCGUGGAGGACGUGAAGGGGAAAGGGAAGGACACUUCCCGACCUAAAUCCAAGUCGCGGGAUCGAGAGAACAGCAGGGAGAAAGAUAAAUCUGAUUCCGAAAGAGAACAUCGGAAGCACGGUCAUGGUCAGAAAUCGAGUCGACGUUCUGCUGACGUACCGCGAGCUUCCACUUCCAACGCUCUGCCUAGGGUUAGCAGCUUGGACCGGAAUCGUCGUGCCCCCAUCCCAGACUUUAAAAAGGAGAAGGAAGCCGAGCCUCAAAAGCGAAGAGAGAGCCGAGGUCGAAAGUCAUCAGAAGUCGCUCUAAACCUCAACAAACCUCAACCUGCCCCUCCUCCGCCAACUCCAGGUCCUGCUGUUCCCCGUAAAUUGGAGCGCAACCAAUCAAAUUCUGCGCGACCCACGUCUGAGGUACCUCCUACUGCGGACCUGAAUGCCAUGAAGAGCAAAGAGGCAUGGGAGAUGGAGCGCCUUUUUAAAGCACGGAGCAUGUACGGUCUCGAGCGCGAGGCCUCAUCCUCUGCUCCCGCCCCCGCUCCUGCUCCUACCUCGAAUGGGAACGAUGUAAAUGGUAAAAGUCAUGGGUCAAGUCACACGUCAUAUACCGUGCAGAAUGCUUUCCAGAACCACCACCAGCCCCCCCAUUCACACAUAUAUCAUUCCAUGCCUACAAGCCCUCCCGCCAUCGUGUACUCGUCGGGAUCACAAACACAGUCUCUCCCUCAGAAUCUUAAUCACAUUAAUACUUCUCCUUCAUUCAACCAGAGUCCCUAUACUGAUUUCUUACCGCCGUCACGACCUAAUCCUCUUCCUGAGCCCCCACGAGAAUCGCCUUACCGACCAGCUCCUUUAGACGCACUUUUGGACUCUACGGCUGCCUCUGAAUAUUGGACUAAAUAUGCAGGGGUGACCACCGCACAUUGA
This is a messenger RNA of Desarmillaria tabescens, 3357 nucleotides long. RefSeq lists its product as uncharacterized. The coding region runs from base 1 to 3357 and encodes 1118 amino acids. The transcript is spliced from 4 exons. NCBI's taxonomy places the organism in Eukaryota, Fungi, Basidiomycota, Agaricomycetes, Agaricales, Physalacriaceae. The record is from RefSeq and is a predicted model, not a curated record.